UUGUGGACCAACUUCUGUUGAAAGAUGGUCUUCUCUAUCGUCGAUGUCAGUUCAAAAACAGGUCCAGUACCAGACGCAAAAGUACAGCGACCCGAGUCCUACGCAAUGGAGGUCAAGACAAGGUUAGAGGAGGCCUUUGAGGUGGCGAGACAGCAUGUUGACGGGCAGCAGAAACGACACAAGAAACUGUAUGACAGUCGUUUGUAUGGAAGUCCAUACAAGCCUGGAGAUAGCGUGUGGCUGUUCUGCCCGGCGAGAUACAUCGGACUCUCUCCAAAGCUCAGAAGUCAGUGGAGGGGACCUUGCAAAGUUCUCAAGAAGUUUUCUGACGCGAACUACCUAGUCCAAGUACCGAGUACUACUCGCCAGCGUCAAGUCGUCCACUUUGACAGACUGAAGCCGUGUACUCUGAGGGAAGGCGACAAUCCCGUGAUCCAGGGCGAAACUCAGGCUGACAGACAGCCAACCGGUUGGUCCGGAACUACCGAUGGAGAAUUCGCAAGCUGGACUGACUCUGACGAUUUUGGCCAAGUCGUUGGGGACAUUACAACCGGGGAUCCAACUCAAGAGGACAACACCUUCUGUCAUCGUCGGACCCGAGCUGGACGAGUAACGCGACCUCCCAACUGGAUGAGAGACUUUGUAUCUUAAAUUCCCUGUUCUCUGUAUCUUUUAUUGUGAUAAAUCUUGUUUAACUGUUCCAAGUCAUUAGAGAUCCUGUGUAAAACCGUACCAUUAAUCAUUGUGUAAAAAAACAAAAAAAACAAAAAAAACAAAAAACAGCAACAUUACGGUGAAUUUGGAAUGUUAACAUCUGUAGAGCACACCAUGAGAUUUUUGUGUUAUUACUUAGUAAAUUUUAGUUGACCCAUGUAAUUGUUUUCUAGUAUAUUUUCGUUAAACUUUUGAAAAAAAAAAAACAAGUUGAACAAGUGUUUUCAAAAUAUGCCGAUAUUGAUAAUAUCGAAGAUUUAAUUGAAGAAGAAGAAAAAAAAAA
Messenger RNA from Patiria miniata (bat star), 997 nucleotides. RefSeq lists its product as uncharacterized. The transcript is spliced from 2 exons. NCBI's taxonomy places the organism in Eukaryota, Metazoa, Echinodermata, Asteroidea, Valvatida, Asterinidae. The record is from RefSeq and is a predicted model, not a curated record. The coding region runs from base 25 to 651 and encodes 208 amino acids.